Molecule: messenger RNA, 1539 nt
Organism: Camellia sinensis
Lineage: Eukaryota; Viridiplantae; Streptophyta; Magnoliopsida; Ericales; Theaceae
Product: glycolate oxidase 1
Cellular component (GO): peroxisome
Molecular function (GO): (S)-2-hydroxy-acid oxidase activity; FMN binding
Source: RefSeq, a predicted model, not a curated record
CUUAGCCCCCACCCAAUUUGUCUUCAUCUCAUCUCUUCUUUUCAUUCAUCCACCUUAUAAAACUUUAAUUAUUAUUUUGGCUAUUUCUCUCUCUCUUUUCUUACAACUCCUCCUCUGGCUGCUACCUCUAUGCACUCUUCUCAAUAAUUUUGGAGUCCAAGAUUUUCUGAGGGGGAGAAAAAGAGUCAACCAUAAAGAUGGAGGUAACCAAUGUCACCGAGUAUGAGGCCAUUGCCAAGCAAAAGUUGCCGAAGAUGGUGUACGACUACUAUGCAUCCGGUGCAGAGGACCAAUGGACUUUGCGGGAGAACAGAAAUGCUUUCUCGAGAAUUCUGUUUCGACCCCGUAUUCUUAUCGAUGUAAGCAAGAUAGACAUGACCACCACCGUCUUGGGCUUCAAGAUCUCCAUGCCUAUCAUGAUUGCCCCAACAGCCUUUCAGAAAAUGGCUCACCCUGAAGGAGAGUAUGCAACGGCUAGAGCCGCCUCAGCAGCUGGCACAAUUAUGACAUUGUCCUCAUGGGCUACUUCUAGUGUUGAAGAAGUUGCUUCAACAGGACCUGGAAUCCGCUUUUUCCAGCUUUACGUGUACAAGGACAGGAAAGUAGUUGCUCAGCUUGUGAGGAGGGCUGAAAGAGCUGGAUUCAAGGCUAUAGCCCUCACAGUUGAUACCCCCAGGCUUGGUCGCAGAGAAGCUGACAUCAAGAACAGAUUUACUUUACCACCAUUUUUGACAUUGAAGAACUUUGAGGGCUUGGACCUUGGAAAGAUGGAUCAAAGUGACGACUCUGGACUAGCUUCAUAUGUAGCUGGUCAAAUUGAUCGCUCUCUGAGCUGGAAGGAUGUGAAGUGGCUUCAGACAAUCACUCAAUUGCCAAUCCUAGUGAAGGGUGUACUCACUGCUGAGGAUGCAAUGCUAGCUGUACAAGCUGGAGCAGCUGGCAUUAUUGUCUCUAAUCACGGUGCUCGCCAACUUGAUUAUGUCCCUGCCACUAUCAUGGCUCUGGAAGAGGUUGUGAAAGCUGCACAAGGCCGUGUGCCCGUGUUCUUGGAUGGUGGUGUCCGCCGUGGAACAGAUGUUUUCAAAGCCUUGGCACUUGGGGCCUCUGGCAUAUUUAUCGGAAGGCCUGUGGUGUUCUCAUUGGCUGCUGAAGGAGAAGCUGGUAUCAGAAAAGUACUUCAGAUGCUGCGUGAUGAGUUUGAACUGACUAUGGCUUUAAGUGGUUGCCGUUCUCUAAAGGAAAUCACUCGCAAUCACAUCGUCACCGACUGGGACCUUCCUCGCCCCCACCCAGUAGCCAGGUUAUGAAAACAUUGCCUAAAACAUGAGCAAUGGUAGAUUAAUGAUGAUGAUAAAUGAUGAUAAUGUUUGUGUGUUCAAAAAUCUACCUUUCAUGUGAACCUGUAUUUGUUUCAACGAGUCUACAUUACGAUGGAUGAAUAUAAUUUUCAUAAUUGGCAAAUGUUGCCUUCAUUGUAUAUUCUUUCUUUUAACAAAAUUAUCUAUAUAACAAAGCAGUACUGUCCUUUAAUUUAUUCUA